GAAAGAGAGAACCGAUCGCUAGAUGAGAGCGCCGCCACUCUCUCCGGCAGCCCACAUGGCGGCAGGUCCCAAGAGAGGGGGACGAAUGGGGGGCAUACAAUGCUGGUGGGACAACUGGCAGCUGCAAUGCUAGCAAAAUUGCGUCUGUCCAAUUAACACUUGGCCACAUAAUUAAAUUGGACAUUGCGGCCGUCUUUGGCGCGCUGAAUCACAGAUUUCAAAUGGGAACCGAAACGCACCUGGCAAUGCCGUGACUAACUGCCAGAGCUCGGCUUGUCAAGCAGGUGUGUGAGCAGGUUCGCUAUAUUCCGCCGAUCGAGAGCCAAAGCUGGGCCAGUAGCCAUCCCGUUCACUCUGCGGUACCUCUGCCUUACGGGGCGAUGUAAACAACAAGGCUGAAGAGUAACAGCAACAGUUGUGCCAGCGAUUAGUCAACUGGAAACGGUUGCCGAGAGCAACAGCAACAACACAACAACGAACGGCCGCAGAGGAAGAACAAGAGAACAAGAACAGGGCGCUUGGAAAAAUGUUGAGCGGGGAAAAAGAAUAAUCGUUUAAUUCGCCUAAAUUGGGUGCCCGUGAAAAAAGCUGUGUUUAAUUAGUCCCAAUCAGGGGCAACCGUCGCACAGGAGGUGCUCAUUUGCCAUACGCCACUCAGUCGCCAUGGAACCGAGAACGCGCGGAUUUGGAAGCGGACACCGCCCAGUUCUGUUGCUUGGCCUCGUGGCCAUGUGCUGCUGUUUGCUGCCAGGAGUGGCACCCGCUCCGGAGGAGAACCCUGUUUACUACUACGUCGGUUGCUACACUGCGAGGACGGAUCUGCUGAAGGAAUCCGUGUACGCCAAGACCCCGCAGACCUGCAUUGAGAUCUGCGAACACCAGGAGCACCACUAUGCCGUCCUGGCGGGGGAGAAGUGCUUCUGCGCGAACGCCAUUGUGCCGACGGAGGAGCAGGAUGAGCAGCUAUGCAACACCCGCUGCCUGGCCAACAAAGCGCAGUACUGCGGCGGCGUCGGUGUGCAUUCGUAUUACUCCACGACGCCGACCAGGCAGCCGGCGCCGCAUCAUCUGCAUGUGGCCAACAAGACAGAGAAUAGCCUCACUGUCGCCUGGGACGCCUAUGAGCCGAGGAAACUCCUGCUCGCAGGAGCAGCGGAGGCGGUCUUGCCGAACCAGCAGCUGGCCAGCUUCCUGAUUCGCGCCCAGGUGUUGAAAACGUUCUCUUCGCUGCCGGCUUUUCCCCAACCAGAGUUUAUGGUGCAGAGCUCGGAGACUAAGUUCGAGCUCACGGAUCUGCAGCCCGCUACGCUGUACAACGUCACCGUACGUGCCAUCUGCCGGGAACAGCCGCAAGGGGAGGCUGAGUGCGGCCAGGCGACGCUGCAGGCCAGGACAGAGGUGGGUCUACCUAGUCCUGCUCCCGCGCAACCCAAAAUUCUCAGCCGCACCGAUCGCACGAUCACCGUGGAACUUGCUCCCUUACGGAAUGACAAUGGACCGGUGAGUCAGCUUCUCGUCAUUGUAGAGUAUGUGGACAAUGCGCUUAGCCAGCCCUUUGACGCCCAACUUUUGGGAAGUUGGCAAAAGGCACAACAGGAUGGAGUGCCCUACUACGUAGCCGCAGAGUUGGAUUACGACCGACCGGAGGACAAUCGAACCCGGAGCUUUGUUGUGGGCGAUGGUAAGCGUUAUGGACGCUAUCACAAUGCACCUUUGGAUCAGCCAAAUGCUCAUGUCCACAUCAGUUUGGGAGUGGUGAGCACCCUCGAGGGCGUGACUAAGACGCUAUACAGCCGUGGGACCCACGACCAGCACGUUUCCUCCCUGGACGAUUUCAGCUACGCCACCUUCGAUAAGGGCCAGUCCUCAGUGGUAGCCUUGGCCGUUACCUGCGUAAUCUUUGGCACCUGCCUACUGCUUAGCCUCAUUGCAUACUUCUAUCUACGCUACAAGACCUGUCGCGGUCGAAGAUUGACAGGGCGGAAUGGCCACGAAAUGACCCUGCAGACACCAAUCAUUGAGAGAGAGAACAACGGCUACCUGGUGGAGGAUGAACCACUGCCACAUUCGCCGGAAAACUUUAAGCAUCAACUGCAACAGCUGGUGGAGGGAUUCGAGCGAAUACCAAGGAACGGCUUGCGGCUAAAUGUGAACGAUGUGAUCGGGGACGGACGCUUUGGAGAGAUCAUAACAGGAAAGGUUUCCGCGAACGACACUAUUCGGGAUUGCACUUUGCACGUGCUUUGUCUGGAUGACCUGAAUGGAGUUACCCAAUCCCAAUUGCUAAGAGAGAUGCGCCAGCUUGCACAUUUGAAGCGCCAGGAGCACUUGCUGGAUUUCUAUGGAGUGUCAGCCAGUCCUGACUGGUUCUACCUAAUCUUCGAGCAGCAGCGCGUGAGUCUCAAGCGUAGGCUCGUGGAGAGUCGCCUGAUGACGCCUUCACCGCGAAUCACUUCCCUCUCCGAGCAACUGGUGCUGCAGUGGAUUUACGAGCUGGCCAGUGCCAUGUCCUACCUAACCAGCUGUCAGGUUGUGCAUCGUCAGCUCUGCUCACACAGCAUUUUCGUGACCGGUGAGUCCAAGCUGAAGCUGAGCGUCUUUGGGCCGCUGCAGUUUAUGAACACCAAUCGCCAGCAGCCGGACCACAGCAGAUGGCUGGCCCCGGAGGUGCUGCGUCACCAGCAUCAUCACUCCCCUCGCUCCGAUGUUUGGUCGCUGGCAUGCGUGGCCUGGGAGUGCUGCUCCCUGGGCGGUACUCCUUAUGCCAACGUUGUUGCCAAUAACCAGCAGCUCCUCGAAGCCAUAAGGGUAGCAGUACGUCCUGCACAGCCGGCGUACGUCUACGGGGAUCUCUAUCAACUACUGCUCAACUGCUGGCAGCUGGAGCCGAGCGAGCGCAGCAGCUGUGAGGACGUGGCAUUCGGAGUACGUCAGCUGAUGACUUCACCGCGCCAUGCCCUCAGCUUCGAUCGAGUGGCGGGCGGACUGGACACCCCCCCAUACAUGCCUCAGCUGGAGACGAUUGCGUCAAUGGGAUGAGAUGUGUAGCCGAAUAGAAUAAUUAGUUUUAGACAGAGGGACAGUAGAUUUCGGUUAUGAGUCACUCUUUUGCUAAGAGAAAUAUCUCUUACGAAUAAGUUUUUUUGCAUUUUGAUUUUGAGUGUGUUUGCACGCAGUUAAGUGAGUUUAAAAUUGUUUGAUUUAAAUUAUUCUUUACGUUUUGACUAGUUCUCAAAAGAAAAUAGAUCAUAGGAUAUCUUUUAAUGCAUCGUUUUACGAAUUAUAUGUUUAGUUCAGUAUUGCAAACUUGAUGAUACAUUUAGUUUGCUUUAUUUAUUGUUUUUUUCCUAUCCUUUAACCGACAUCUACUGCAUAUAAGAACACAAUCUCUAGAAUCUGAAACACUUUUAUGUAAAUAUUUACAUAAAAUGCACUGCAAAUAAAGUCGCGUUCUAUGUCACA
Molecule: messenger RNA, 3462 nt
Organism: Drosophila serrata
Lineage: Eukaryota; Metazoa; Arthropoda; Insecta; Diptera; Drosophilidae
Gene: Wsck
Product: tyrosine-protein kinase Wsck
Biological process (GO): cell surface receptor protein tyrosine kinase signaling pathway; protein phosphorylation; multicellular organism development
Cellular component (GO): plasma membrane; signaling receptor complex
Molecular function (GO): protein binding; transmembrane receptor protein tyrosine kinase activity; ATP binding
Source: RefSeq, a predicted model, not a curated record